Yarrowia lipolytica CLIB122 is the source of this 1038-nucleotide messenger RNA. RefSeq lists its product as uncharacterized. Lineage: Eukaryota; Fungi; Ascomycota; Dipodascomycetes; Dipodascales. Gene Ontology annotation, cellular component: cytoplasm. Gene Ontology annotation, molecular function: 2-oxoglutarate-dependent dioxygenase activity. The record is from RefSeq and is a predicted model, not a curated record.
AUGCCUGACGCCAAAGUAGCCCUCCCCAAGCCCAUUCCUUACACUGGAUUGCUCGACAAGUAUGACAGCUUCGAGGUUACUCCUUACAUCGGUUCGGAGUUUUCCGAUCUGCAGCUCACUGACCUUCUCGAGGCCGACAAUGCUGACGAGCUAAUCCGAGACCUGGCCGUGCUGGUGUCUCAGCGAGGAGUCAUCUUCUUCCGAAACCAGAAUAUUGAUGACGCCAAGCAGCGAGUUCUGGGAUCCAAGCUCGGAGAGCUGACUGGAAAGCCCCAGGAGUCCACUCUUCAUGUGCAUCCCACCGAGGCUCCUUCUUCCGAGACUGGAGAGGAGAUUCUGGUGCUGCAGCCCAACAAGGGUAUCAACAACAACAAGGAACUCCUAAGCCAGAUUUCCUCUCGAUCUUCUCGAGGAUGGCACACGGAUAUCACCUUUGAGAAGGUGCCCUCCGACUACGCUGUUCUCAAGAUCCUCAGUCCUCCUACCGGAGGAGGAGGAGACACUCUGUGGGCCUCGGGAUACCAUGCAUACGAAAAACUGACCCCUGCCUACCGAGCCUUCCUAGAGACUCUCACCGCCCACCACUCUGGUGAAUACUUCAAGACCGUGGCCGCUGCCUCCGGUCACGGCAUUGUUGAGCGACCUCGAGGGCAUCCUCUGAACCAGGGAGAUUAUCUGCAGGCAGACCAUCCCCUGAUUCGAACCAACCCUGUCACCGGCUGGAAGUCCGUCUACGUGAACCCCAUCUUUACCAAGUCCAUCAACGGCCUGAGCUGGGAUGAGUCCAAGAGUAUCCUGGAGUUCUUGAAUCAGAAUCUGGUUGAGAACCACGAUACUCAUGUGCGUUUCAGAUGGAACCCUAACGAUGUGGCCAUUUGGGACAACAGAUCCACCUACCAUACUGCUACAAACGAUUACACUGCUACCAACCGAGAAGGUCAUCGAGUCCUUUCCAUUGGAGAGAUUCCCUACUAUGAUCCCAACUCUGUGGGUAUCUUCGAAGCACUUGAGGAGCUGCAGAAGCUGGAGAUCAAAUAG